Molecule: messenger RNA, 5336 nt
Organism: Mugil cephalus (flathead mullet)
Lineage: Eukaryota; Metazoa; Chordata; Actinopteri; Mugiliformes; Mugilidae
Product: nuclear factor interleukin-3-regulated protein-like
Exons: 2
Coding region: 1539-3365 (608 amino acids)
Biological process (GO): regulation of DNA-templated transcription; circadian rhythm
Cellular component (GO): nucleus
Molecular function (GO): DNA binding; DNA-binding transcription factor activity
Source: RefSeq, a predicted model, not a curated record
CAUUAUUAAUAACAUUAUUAACAACGCUUUCGCUGCUCGAAUAUCACUGAAUGUGACAUGGCACGCGCGCAUUUUGGGUGUGAUUCUCGCAUUUUCUGCUUGGAGUGUUCCUGCUCCGCGAGCGUUUUGUUUUGGUGCCUCAAUGUCAAGGCGAGGCUGCCUGCCUGCCUGCCUGCCUGUGUGAGGGUCUCUGUGUGAGCGCGGAAAGGGGAUGGGUGGGUGGGUGGGUGGGAGGAAGUCGUGGUGGGUGGGUGUUGGGGAGGGGGUAGCCAGAGGUUACGGGAUUCCUUCAGAAGGGGAAAAAAAAAUAAAAAAUUAAAACAAGGUGCGGUUGUGGCGCUGUUGGAGGAGAAGGUGAAUGUGGAUUGUUGCGCGGUGCCAAACGCUGGAGCGAGGCAGGGUCUGCGCGUCAUCCCCCGCUGCCAGGUUGUGGCGUUAUGGUGCAUUCCCCUGAUUAUAUAUUCACGGAUUGUUGUGGUGCAUUCAGGGACCGGUGUGGUCUGUUUACCCCCCUACACUCACACCUGCUUUCAUAACACACGUGGCUGAUGAGAAUGUUCAAAUUAAAUGCUUUAGGGAUUCAAAUCAUUAUAAUUAUUAUUAUUUCAGUUCUGUUAAUGUGCCGCUUUAAAAAUACUCAGUGCCUUAUUUAAAUGUUGCAGGGACUCUGUGUGCGCGGACUAUUUAUACCCGGGUUCUUUUGGGUUAGUAGGCUACUUCAUGCAGACAACUGAAAAAAAAAAAAAAAAAAAUCCCAUGCAGGCUCCGCGGACACACUUCUCUCCGUCACGUGUAGCAGCUCUUUGUAAAGGUUAACGCGGCUGUGCAGCCCUCAGGGUUAACCCUUUAGUGGCCCGGCAGUCCCUGAAGGAGCACAACACAAACCAGGAGUGAGAGCGCGAGGCAUGAUCAUCUGGAUACGCGCGGACACUUCUAUUGCUUGUUUUUUUUUUCCUCCUUAUUCUACCUUUUUUGUUUACGGCUCGCACUGAGCGAAGAAUGGUGAAGUCCCGAUGGCUCCGAUGAGUGCGAGCCUUUCAUCUUGCAGUCGACUGCAGAGAGAACCGAGGCAGACAGAGCGCAAGGCUCCCCAAGAGACUGACAUGCUGAGGUAGACAGGCCGACCUACAUCCUGCUGUUUGUGUGGAGAUCUAGGACACUUCUGCGCCAGCAUAGCUCAGUGUGCUGCUCUUAUGCCAAACCUUUAGCAACCAACAAAAGCAAGAGUGAAAAAGAGGAAAUCUGAGGACAGAUUCAAUCCACUUACAGUCUGUGAUACUUUAAGGAGUCCGGACACCAAGAACUCUUCCAGCGGAUAAAUGAGGGUGGCUAAUGCUGAGCUCCAGCUGUUCUUCAUCUUCCUGGCCAAUUUGGACACUUGAGUCCCCUCUUGGUGUAACUACACAGAACUUGCAAUAAAUAGACGACCUUUGGGAGACGGGCUGUUCAUCACCUCCCCUACAUCCCCCCCGACCUCUGUUCUAGUUCUUUCCUCAGUCACACGAGCAAAUUUUCAAGCUGGCUGCCAGCGGAAAAGAAUGGAAAAUCUGACUUCGGCUCUUAAAACAAUAAACAAAAGCUCAGGGAAUAACCUAAACUGCCUUGAUACCUACAACACGUAUGAAGAGUCUCAUCCCGCUAUUCCAGGGACUCCAACUCGUAUAGGAAGACUCAUCAAACCCAAACCCAACAUGACCUGCAGGAGAAAGCGUGAGUUCAUCUCCGAUGAGAAGAAAGACGCCUCGUACUGGGAGAAACGGCGCAAGAACAACGAGGCCGCCAAGCGCUCCCGAGAGAAGCGACGUCUCAAUGACAUGGUUUUGGAAAACCGUGUCAUUGCACUGAAUGACGAGAAUGUGAGGCUCAAGACCGAGCUGCUCCAGCUGAAGCUGCGCUUUGGCCUCAUAAGCACUGCCUCCUACAUUGAGAAGAGCCAACAGAUUGGCGGUGGAAACAACACAAGUAGUGGCAGUUCAACCUCCUCCUCCACUCAGUACUACUCCAGUGGUUAUUCUAGUGGUUCUCAGGUGAUGAUGAACUCUGACUCCUCUGAAACAGAGCAGUCGGGACGUAGCGAGGGCCAUAGACAGCUGGUGAAAUACUCCCCACGUGGCUCCCUCUCUGACAUGUCCGAUGGAUCCUCCAGGGACAGCCCUGAACCGAUGCCCUUUGAGAUCAAGCAGGAAGGUGACAGGCUGGAGAUGGACAUCGCCAAUGGCACCACCACCCAGAUCAUGUUCAAUGUCCACCGUGGCUUGGCCUCUGUGCCCACACACCAUCAGAUUCAGCAGCAUAAUCAGGAGAUUGAGGCUGCUUAUCACAGUCAACAGCAGCAGCACCUUCAGCAACAAGUGCAACCCCACCAGGAGCCCGGUACCUCUGUCAACCAGGCUGCCCCACAUCCACCUGCUGCCCAGAGGAGCGUAAUUCUGUACGGUGCCAGCAGUGCCUCCUAUCCUGUGGACGCCCUGACGAGGUCCCAGGACACUGAUCUGCAGAGCAGCGGCAGCAGCCCGAUGUGUGUCAACCAAAUGCCCCAGUCCUUCACAGAGGGCUCCACAGACACACUGGCUGAGGUGACAAAGCAGCUGGAGAGGAAGACACUAGACUCCCCUUCCUGCGAGCUUUCAGACAGCCGCAACGAGGCCAUAGAGAGGCAGGUGUACAGAGUUUGCCAACUUUCCCAGCAGCAGGACCAGCAUCAGCAACAGCAGGAGAGCGAUUCCCCCGCAGAGCGCCUCCAUAAACACCUGGAGGGGGUCAGCCACUCGCACCUGUACCACCAUCUCCAGCAGCCUCAUCAUUCAUACCUCAGUGCACAAGACGAGGAGCCACCUGUGCUUACCUACGAGGGGGGGCCUAGGAGUGAGGUUCACUACCAAGGCCAAUCAACAUCCUCUAGAAAGGAUGCCACAUCUAGCGAAGGAGAUCCCUGCAGCCCCGACAAGGAGGCCUCCACGGAUGACGACGAGUCCACGCCUUCGUCCUGCUCAGACAUGGGCAGCUUCCACAACCAACAUGUUCCCGGUGUCCUCCAACCACCCUCGCCUCUACCCCCCUCCCAGGGCUGUGCUCAGGCCCAGGGGUGGGAUCCUCAGGGGGAGGUGAGGGGAACAGCACUGCCCCACAAACUGAGACUCAAACACCGGGCCAUGAGCACCGGAAGCGCCGGCAACUGCUCCGGCCACGAGUCCCCGACCACUCCUCCCUCUGCCACGCCACCCCCUCUCCCCCAGCAUCCCUACUUGUCCCUCACGCCUCCACAGAACAUUAAGCGUGAGAGCCAAGGGGGCGCUGGGGAGGGGGCCAGAAAAGAGAGCGGGAAAAAGGAGACGGGUGGACGACGGAACAAGAGGAGAGAUUAGGGUGACAUUUUUUUUGUCAAAUGACAAUUUCUCCUCUGAGAACUACCCUGCCAUCAUGCCUUUGCCCCUUCCUCAAGCCCUUGGGACAGAAAACUGGGCUUUUCUACUCCCCCUAUCCCGCCCCAGUAUCACCAAAAAGACUGGAAAACUUGUGGGGCUGUAAUAUAUUUGUAUAUGUUGUACAGACUUGUCAUUUCUUACAUCUUCUCCAUACUUAACAGAAGCACUUUUGUUUAUGUGAUGAGAGGAGGAAUGGAACUGCCGGCUUUUCUACUUUUGUCGUCCACCAGUAAAACAGCAGAGUACAUCAACGAAAGCACACUUCGAUAACUCACAAAAAGGAAUGUAGAGAAAUAAAAAUGUCAAGCUUUAUCAGUACUAGAAAUUUGGUACAUAUCUGACUGUAGACGAACAUACACACAUGUAUGGCUGAUUGCCUUAACUAGAAUCAAAUGCAAACGUACACCGGGGACAAUCCCGCAACCAAAGAAGCACCAACGCCAACGACACUACAAAAGUUCCAUACCUCUUCCCAGACCCUACCUCUACCAACCCAUGCUCUACCUAACCAUCUCCAUCAUUUCCUCAAAAGAUUGCCAUCACCUUUAUUUUUUAAAGCACUUGGUUUGUAUAUUACUGUGAUAUAUGAACAUAUGUAUCUAUUAUAAACAUAUAUUUUGGAAAAGAAAAUUGAAUACAAAUUCGCACAAAAAUAACGAGGGUUCUGAACGUGACCACUCAAUUACAAAAAUUGCCGUACAACCACAUCGUCUGCCGUCGAUGCAGGAACCAUACAAAUUUAAAAACAGAUCUCCUGAUUGUCAAGCUUAAGCAUUAAUUGUUAUUUAAUGCCCUGUUUACACGGAGAUGGCCGUCCAGAUUGGAGCGCCAGCAGCACUGAAUGGAAGUUGUUUCUUGAGGCGAAAUGUUUGGAUUUAUUAACCUUUAACCAGCCUUUAAAUAAUCGGUGGACGUCACCAGCUGCAGGCUAUAACAAGCCUUUAGUUUAUUUGAGCUUUAUUAAACCAUAUCUUGUUGUUGUUACCGCUCACCAGCCCCAUGUAUUUAUUUCCCAACCCUUUUUCCACACGCCCAUCACUGUAGAAAAGCCCACGGGAACAUAGACUGGGAAUGUGUACAGACCUUAUUAGAUGCAUACAUCUAUCUCAGCCCUGGUUGUGAACGUUAAUGUAGGCAUGGGACGCAAGAAACAGGAGGAAAUGAGGCUCACGUUAACACACUACAGCGCACUGAGUUCUGGAAAACAAAAAAAAAAGCUCCUCCUGUUUAAAGAGUAGCAGAGCCAUCCAUGGCUAUUGAUUACUUUGGUUUUGUAGUGUGACCAAACAGAUCUGAUCCCAGAUUUAUCAAGUUACGGUGGAGUAAAAUCUAAUGCGAUACCAAAUUUGUCUAUGAAUUGGAGUUAAUGAAGAAAGUUGCCUUCCCUUUGUCUCCCAUGUGCCUCCAUUGUUCACUUUCAGGGGUUGUUCAUCCCUCUCUUGUGGUUGUUCUACUACUACUGGGCAGUGAUGAAUUGCCUUCACUGGAUCCUAGUUUAACAAAUGUCUAUGUACCAUGUUUGGCUUUUUGGUGCUUGUGUAUAAAUGUAAAGUCCCCACCCCACCCUUGAACAACACUGUAAUGUUUGUUUCAUUGGUUUUGUAUCCUCUUUUUAGUCAAGGUGAUGUUCUGUUUUCUUCUCUACUGUGUCUUUGCUCCUCCUACUGACUGUGAUGACAUGUAUUUUUGCCUCAUUCCUCCUCACCCCCGCGCCCCCACCCCCAUCCCCUCCUCCUCCUUUUUUUCCAGCGUGUAUUAAUCAGUAAUGUUUGUGGUUUUGCUGAUGGUUUUAUGAAAAAAGACAUAAAUGGUGUUUAGAGAUGGGUGGUGGUUGGUCAGGUCGGUCAUUACCAUCGCUUCCUUUUGACAUGUAUGUAAAGACACUAAUGUUCAUUGUGGAAGAUGGGAGCA